GAAGGGAGGCAGGAGCUGUGCGCGCUCGCUCGCAUCGCCCAACAUUGGCAAGGAUGUCGAGCAGCCCGUGAGCCCAGGCAUCCUACUGGCCCUGGUCAGCACGGAGCCGGGGGGCUGGCUGGCUCCGAGUCGGUGGCCCCCGCCGGGCCGCCCGCCCGCCGUUUUGCACUGAGCCCGGUCGGGAGGCAGCGCCAGGCUGCUGGACUCCGCUCCGGGUUUUCCCGCGCGCCGCCGCUUGUUGUCUUUGGGAGGCUGUGCUUCUCUCUCCCUCUCCUGGUGUCUGGGUUGAAAGCAAAAGCGACUGGGUCACACAGAGGCAUGUGGAGGUGGCUGCGACCGAGGAGCGGCAGCUAAGCAGGGCGGCUGGUGGAUGUGCCGCGGAGGGGCCCGGGGUGCGCAGCCCGCCGCGCCGAGGCAGGGAGCUGCCGCCGCAGCCGCUUCCUCCAGUCGGGAUCCUUCUCCGGCCCGGGCAAUGCCGCCGUUGCUGCUGCUCCUCUUCUCGCCCGCACCACUGCCUGGCCCAGCAGCGGCGCUGCAGUGAAGCGGGGGCCUCCUUUUGUUCGCCAAGUGCAUAUCUCUCUCUCUCUCUCUCUCUCUCUCUCUCUCUCUCUCCUCUGGCCCCCUUCUUUUCUUUCUCUCUUCCCCUCUCCUCCUCCUCCUUCCUUCCUCUUCCUCCCCCCUCCCUCCUCCAUGGGCAUUGCAUGUGGGAUUGAACGCAGUAGCAGCAGCAGCAGCCCCCUCUUCCUUUCCUGCGUGCCCUGGAGAAGCAGUUCGAGGUCCGCCGGGGUCAGACUGAAACAGCUGCUGUGAUUGCAGGCUGGUUGCCUUGGCCCCGCAUCUCCAGGAAUUCUCCUCCUCCUUGUUGUUCUUUGCCGAGCGGAAAGUCCAAGGCUGGCUGGGAGCCUUUUUAAAACGCUGGGGUUGUUGGAGUGGUCGAAUUUUUCCUGGAAUUGAGUGAGAAAUUCAGAAGACUGAAGCCCAGGCUCACUGUCUACCUUUCACGGAGGCCCAGCCGUGAGAGGACAGAAGAAGGCACCUGGCGAAUCAUGACAGCAGACAAAGAGAAGGACAAAGAGAAAGACAAGGACCGGGACCGGGACAGAGACCGAGAGCGGGACAAGCGGGAGAAGGCACGGGAGAGCGAGAACUCGCGGCCCCGUCGGAGCUGCACCCUGGAAGGCGGAGCCAAGAAUUACGCAGAGAGCGACCACAGUGAGGACGAGGACAAUGACAACAACAGCGCCACCACAGAGGAGUCCACAAAGAAGAACAAGAAGAAACCCCCCAAGAAGAAAUCUCGCUAUGAGAGGACGGACAACGGAGAAAUCACCUCUUUCAUCACAGAGGAUGAUGUGGUCUACAGACCUGGAGAUUGCGUGUAUAUUGAGAGUCGGCGACCAAACACUCCAUACUUCAUCUGUAGCAUUCAAGACUUCAAAUUGCUCAGUGGUAGAGCACCCGCUCCGCGUGUAGGUGAUCCCAGAUUGAAUCUCCAGCAUCUGCAGAGUAAACGGGACCACCUUCUCAUGAACGUCAAAUGGUACUACCGCCAGUCUGAAGUUCCAGAUUCUGUGUACCAGCAUUUAGUUCAGGACCGACAUAAUGAAAAUGAUUCUGGGCGUGAGCUGGUUAUUACCGACCCAGUGAUCAAGAACAGAGAGCUUUUCAUUUCGGACUAUGUUGACACCUAUCAUGCUGCUGCCCUCAGGGGAAAGUGUAAUAUCUCCCAUUUCUCUGACAUAUUUGCUGCUAGAGAAUUUAAAGCCCGGGUGGAUUCCUUUUUCUACAUUCUGGGCUACAAUCCAGAGACAAGGCGGUUGAACAGCACACAGGGUGAAAUCCGGGUUGGGCCUAGUCAUCAGGCAAAACUCCCAGAGCUGCAGCCGUUCCCUUCCGGAGACAGUGACACAGUGACGCAGCACGAGGAGCUUGUGUGGAUGCCUGGGGUCAAUGACUGCGACCUGCUCAUGUACCUGAGGGCGGCACGGAGCAUGGCAGCUUUUGCUGGGAUGUGUGACGGAGGAUCCACGGAAGACGGGUGUGUCGCAGCCUCCCGCGAUGACACUACUCUCAACGCACUCAACACACUACAUGAAAGCAAUUACGAUGCUGGCAAAGCCCUCCAGCGCCUGGUGAAGAAGCCUGUGCCCAAACUCAUUGAGAAGUGCUGGACGGAAGACGAAGUGAAACGCUUCAUUAAAGGGCUCAGACAGUAUGGGAAGAACUUCUUCAGGAUCCGAAAAGAGCUGCUUCCCAAUAAGGAAACAGGAGAAUUGAUCACCUUCUAUUACUACUGGAAGAAAACCCCCGAAGCGGCCAGUUCCCGGGCUCACCGCAGGCAUCGGAGGCAAGCCGUGUUCCGGAGAAUUAAAACCCGAACGGCUUCCACUCCAGUGAAUGCUCCCUCCAGGCCCCCCUCCAGCGAAUUCUUGCACUUAGUGGAUCUGAGUUCAGCCAGUGAAGAUGACUUUGACAGCGAGGACAGCGAGCAAGAGUUGAAAGGCUACGCCUGCCGCCACUGCUUCACCACCACCUCCAAGGACUGGCACCACGGCGGGCGGGAGAACAUCUUGCUGUGCACUGACUGCCGCAUCCACUUCAAGAAGUACGGGGAGCUUCCCCCCAUCGAGAAGCCGGUGGACCCGCCACCCUUUAUGUUUAAGCCUGUCAAAGAGGAAGAUGAUGGGCUCAGCGGGAAGCAUAGCAUGAGGACAAGGCGGAGUCGAGGCUCGCAGAUGUCGACACUACGCAGCGGUCGCAAAAAGCAGCCAACCAGCCCUGAUGGUAGAGCCUCCCCCAUCAACGAAGACAUCCGGUCCAGCGGCCGCAACUCCCCCAGCGCUGCCAGCACUUCAAGCAAUGACAGCAAGGCGGAUUCGGUGAAGAAGUCCACCAAGCAGCAGAAGAUAAAAGAGGAGGCAUCGUCUCCUCUCAAGAGUUCCAAGAGACAGAGAGAAAAGGCAGCAUCUGACACCGAGGAGCCCGACCGAAUCAACGCCAAGAAAACCAAAACACAGGAGAUCAGCCGGCCCAACUCCCCGUCCGAAGGUGAGGGAGAGAGCUCUGACAGCCGCAGUGUGAAUGACGAGGGCAGCAGCGAUCCGAAGGACAUCGACCAAGAUAACCGGAGCACCUCGCCCAGCAUCCCCAGCCCCCAGGACAAUGAGAGCGACUCGGAUUCGUCCGCCCAGCAGCAAGUCUUGCAGGCGUCCAAUGGCCUGGCCCAGCCCACACCCGCCUCCAUCCCUGUCUCAGCGCAGCUGCCACUGCCAGCCACCUCUGGCCUCCCCUCUUCGGUGCCUCCCCACAUCUCCCCAUCUGUCUCCCAGUCAGGUAGCAGCCAGCCUCAGACCCCGGUGCCCCCUCACUCUCACAUCCAGCAGGCCCCUUCGCUGCACCCACAGAGGCUGCCGUCUCCUCACCCGCCGCUGCAGCCCCUGACUGUGCCCUCCAGCCAGCCGCAGCCUCCUGCCGUCCCCCAGCCCCACCCGCAGCCUCCGCUCCACAGCCAGAUCCAGCCUCUCCCUCACAACCUCCAGGCGCAGCCCAUCCUGCCUCACCCGGUCCCCGCCCAACCGUUCCCCCUCGCGCCGCAGCCUCCCCCGCUGCCUUCGUCCUCGUCUCAGUCUCAGGUCUCCCUGCAGCCGCAGGCUGUGCCCCACCCCCAUGCAGCACUCCAAGUCCCGUCGGUGCAGCCCCCCUUGCAGGCGCCGUCUCCGCUGCAGCAGCAGCCCCCGCCGCCACGAGAGCAGCCCCUCCUCCCGGCCCCUCUGACCAUGCCCCACAUCAAGCCGCCUCCCACCACCCCCAUCCCUCAGCUCCCCAUGCCGCCGUCCCACAAGCAUCUCGCGGGGCCCUCGCCGUUCUCCAUGAACUCCAACCUCCCGCCGCCGCCAGCCUUGAAGCCGCUCAGCUCCCUCUCCACACACCACCCGCCCUCGGCCCACCCUCCUCCCUUGCAGCUGAUGCCCCAGAGCCAGCCGCUGCAGCCUUCCCCGGCGCAGCCCCCUGUCCUGACGCAAAGCCAGGGCCUCCCUCCCUCCGCCAGCCACUCCUCCUCCAGCCUCCACCAGGUACCUCCCCAGCCCCCUUUCCCCCAGCACCCGUUUGUCCCCGGGGGGCCGCCACCCAUCACGCCUCCCUCCUGCCCGUCGACCUCCACGCCACCUUCCGUGCCCAGCGCCCCUCCUCAGGCAACGGGCUCCACGUCGGCAGCCUGCGCUGGGAACGUCCCCGUGGUGACGCCCUGCACGAUGCCACCCAUCCAGAUCAAGGAAGAGGCUCCGGAUGAAGCGGAGGAGCCGGAAAGCCCACCUCCCCCGCCCCGGAGCCCAUCGCCAGCGCCGACAGUGGUGGACACGCCAAGCCACGCCAGCGAGUCAGCUAGGUUUUACAAGCACCUGGACCGCGGCUACAACUCCUGUGCGAGGACAGACCUGUACUUCACGCCGCUGGCAGGUUCCAAGCUGGCCAAGAAGCGCGAGGAGGCCAUUGAGAAGGCCAAGAGGGAGGCGGAGCAGAAGGCAAGAGAAGAGAGGGAGCGGGAGAAAGAGAAGGAAAAGGAGAGGGAGAGAGAGCGUGAGCGUGAGAGAGAAGCUGAAAGAGCGGCGCAGAAAUCAUCCAGCUCGUCGCACGAAGGACGUCUUGGAGAAUCCCAGCUGAGUGGCCCAACUCACAUGAGGCCGUCGUUCGAACCUCCUCCCACCACCAUCGCCGCCGUCCCCCCGUACAUUGGACCCGACACGCCGGCGCUACGGACUCUCAGCGAGUAUGCGCGGCCUCACGUCAUGUCCCCCACCAACCGCAACCACCCCUUCUUCGUGCCCCUCAACCCCACCGACCCUCUGCUGGCCUACCACAUGCCCGGCCUGUACAACGUGGACCCCACCAUCCGGGAGAGGGAGCUUCGGGAGAGGGAGCUCCGGGAGAGGGAGCUGCGGGAGAGGGAGCUGCGGGAACGGAUGAAGCCGGGCUUCGAGGUGAAGCCGCCGGAACUCGAUGCGCUUCACCCCGCUACCAACCCCAUGGAGCACUUUGCCCGCCACGGCGCCCUCACGCUCCCCCCCACGGCGGGCCCGCACCCGUUUGCAUCCUUCCACCCGGGCUUGAACCCCCUGGAGCGGGAGAGACUCGCUCUGGCAGGCCCCCAGCUGCGGCCUGAAAUGAGCUACCCGGACAGACUGGCCGCCGAGAGAAUACAUGCGGAGCGAAUGGCAUCACUCACCAACGACCCCUUGGCCCGGCUGCAGAUGUUCAACGUCACCCCGCAUCAUCACCAACAUUCGCACAUACACUCGCAUCUACACCUCCAUCAACAGGACCCGCUGCAUCAAGACUGUUUGGCCACCCGAUGUCACUGCGAACACUCCAGACAGAGAAGCUCGGCAGGACCUGUCCAUCCCCUCGUGGACCCCUUGGCAGCCGGGCCUCAUUUGGCGCGCUUCCCUUAUCCUCCCGGCACUAUCCCAAACCCGUUGCUAGGGCAACCGCCCCACGAACACGAAAUGCUCCGGCACCCGGUCUUUGGUACCCCCUACCCACGUGACCUCCCUGGCGGCAUCCCUCCUCCCAUGUCAGCAGCCCACCAGUUACAGGCCAUGCAUGCUCAGUCAGCAGAGCUUCAGAGACUAGCCAUGGAGCAGCAGUGGCUGCAUGGGCACCCCCACAUGCACGGGGGCCACCUCCCCAGCCAAGAAGACUAUUACAGCCGACUGAAGAAAGAAAGUGACAAGCAGUUGUAAUAAAUUAUUUAUUUGUAAUUCUGGCUGCAGAAGAUCCCAGUCCUUGGGAAGAAAUGGAAUGUGUUUAUCCACACACACACACACACACACACACUGCGAAAAACAAGAGAAUUUUAUCUUUUCAAGAUACCUUUCUCUAUUUAAAAUGAAAAAAGGAGAAAAAACAAAUAAGGAAGCCCAACCUAUAGAGACUUUUAAAAUCAGCACAUAUAUUAUAGAAUUCAUUUGUAGAGAAGAUUUUUCCAAGACCAGUUUCAGGAGUCUCCUUGCAUGAUAAAACCUGUUAAGAAGCCUAUUGAGAGAGAAACAACCCCCUCAGAACUGGAUGGAAGUAUUCAGAGGAAAUUCCUUGGGCAUUCUUGGGGUUGUUUGAGGGGGUGGGUUGGGUUCGUUUUUUCAUUUUUUUCAUUUUGAGUAGGUGCUAGAAUCAGGUUCACAACUUAAUGCAAGCCACUGUGCAUACAAAGAAAUACACUCAAUUUAUAUAUAAAUAUAUAAAUAUAUAUAUACACUUUAAAAACAAAAACAAAAAAAAACAAGAAUGGCAAGUAGGUGGCAUAACACCCUCUGAAAAUCCAAGUGCUAUAACAAGAAUUUUAAAAGAAAAAAAAUCUACUUUUAUUUUAAUACAUUGUAGGAAAACUUCAUAAUUUUAAAGAGAGCUUUGCAGCAUGGCUUUUUAAGUCUGUAAAUAAUUUUUUUGGGUUAGGGUUUAAAAAAAAUUAUAAUAAUCUCCACAAACUCCUGGUAUCUUUCUUUCUUUCUUUCUUUCUUUCUUUCUUUCUUUCUUUCUUUCUUUCUUUCUCUCCUUCCAUCUCCUCCUCUCUCUUCCUCUUGUUCUCUCUCUUCAGUAACAUCACAAAACCGUUACUUCUUACCUGAUGUUGACAAGAAUACAGAGUUGAUUUUUUAAUAUAAGAGGAAUAUAUAUAAUUAUCCCUUUAAUUAAAGGGAAGAUGACAUGGGGGGAGGGGUCAGUAAUUUCAAAAUGGUCGAGAGCUUGACUUGACGGUUUGGUAGCAACAUGAGCAUUAAAGAGAGUUGCAGGGAUAAUGUGUUUUUUUCUAAAAACAACAACCAAGAACACACAACUCUUUUUCUUUUUGUGUGUGUGCGUGUGCGCUGUUCAUUUUAAUUUAAUUCAUUCGUUCCAUGAACAUUCUAAAUCGCUUUUCAUUCUCAUAGGUUUAUUUUUGACAUAACUCAGUUCCUCAGCCGGUGAACAAGACCGCAUAUUCCUGCACUGGUUCUGUCGAAAAGCCGUCACGUUUUCCACCAGCGCAAGAGUUUUUUUGAAGCAGAAGUUGGAAAGGUAGCAUUUUUCAAGAAAUGGGCUCUUGAAUUGUCAGGCUACCCCCGGGUCUCUCCUUUCCUCCACAAACAUAGCAUUAAACUGAAACUGUUUCCUAAAAAUGCAGGCACACACACACACAGAGAGUCUACCAAUUAAGACAACAAUAAUGCGGUGACGUUUCUUUGGCCACAAGCCCCACAAGGCGUUCAAUUCAAGAGGAAAUUCUCCUUCUCCAUCUCAGGAUGUGCACCAUGCAUACCCACUGUGUGCCUGGGAACCCUUCCAGCAUCGAAGCCCCACACCAGUCAUGAGAGCUGCUGAUAUGGGGCAGACUGUCCUUUAGAUAGCAUGAAGUUUACAUGCAAACCAUUUCCCUUCAAGUAAUAUCUAUAGAUAUGUUUUAAAACUUAUUUGAAUAGUGCCGAAUCGAAACUUCCCAUCCCUGACAAGUUACACACUUUGAAAGAAAAGGGACAGCCAGAGGGGCUGCUUCAGAGCUGUGCGUUUUCGAAAUUGCCCCCACGAACGCAAAGCUUAAAUUUCACUCUUAAAAGCUCGGUCCAAUAUUAGCAGGUUUGUGUUGUUUUUGUGUGUGUGCUUUGCUGGGCACAGAAGGGGAUUUGCACCUGGUCUUACCUCAAGGGCACAAUUGACCAGGGCGGUCUCACUCUUCCCCCCCUCACCCCCAGUCCAUGGCAGCAGAGUAAAUUUCUUCCCCCCAAAAAUCCCCAUCUUGAAUGCUCUUUUGGGAAACAGUGGAGUGAGAAUAAGACUCAAUAAAUGUGCCUCGGGCAGCCUUUUUCCUGCCUGCUGUUAAAACGAGUUAUCCUUGUUUUGUAAAAAAAUGUUCACAUCCUCCAAUGCACGAGGCAGGGAAACUCUGAAGGCUUACAGUGGGGUUGACCAUCUUCUGUCAGAAGCUGUCAAUGUCUCAAGGACAUGACAACUGCAUGAAUCCUAUUUUUUAAUUCCCUUCCAAUUGCUAGUUUAAUUACACUUUUUUUAAAAAAAAUAAUUAGUUGGAUUAGUGCAGGAAUCUGCAGGGCUGUGUGAUAACACAUUUUCCUGUUAGUUGCAUUCAUAAUAACAUUUCCUGGUUCUUGUUCCUUUUGGAAGGCUGCUUCAUUUGCUGUGAAGACUGUUAUUUGUGGUGGUAGGAGUCCAUUGGGCCUGAUCAGAUAACCCCGUAGCUAAUUGUUCAGCGGUCUCUUAAACAAUGCAUACAGCAGGUGGAAUUUUAAUCCAGCCUAACAGAAAUUUGGGUUCCUCCUACCUUGGUCCAGAGAGCGGAGCUUUCCCAAUGCUCCCUGACUCCUACUCCUUCUUCCCAAACCAUCCUUCUUUACCAUUCGUUUCCUUACUGACAGCCCACGCCUCUUGUCUCUGUGCAGUGGCAAAUAGCUGGUGGUUAUUAAGCCAUCCACCUGCCUUACAGCCCCUCCAGGUGGUUCUGAAGUUAGCCUAACUGCGGACCAUAUUUUGGUCACACAAGCCACAUGGGGUGUCCUCAGAAUUGUCACGGUCACCUCUUCUCAGGUCAGUUUCUGAACCGCCUAGAGCUGAAGCCCUGAACUGAGCAUCAGGAAACUCUAAAUUCAUGGUGCUAAAUGUCCAGCAAGAUGCAACCUAACAAGACAGAGUCAUUGCUUGAAAGCCUAGCUGGCAUCUCAUGUUUUAACACUGUCAUCUGGAAUGGAAUAAACUUCUCAUAAUGAUCUGUCUUAACAGGCAGGACAUCCCCAGCUGCUUAUUAUCAGUCCUCCUCUGUCUUGCCUUGUCUUUUUGAAGACAGUUUUUAACUGUCCUCGACUCUCACUGAAAACAGAACCAGCCGUAUUGGUGAGGGUGGCGAUAAUCCCCUCUCCCUGGUCCCCUGGCAGAACUGAAAUUUCAGUACCUUCAGGAGACACUUAGCAUGGAUGUUGCAGACCAUCCUCCUCUGACUUGGUGCUCUCCUGGUGUUUUGGACUACAACUCCCAUCAGCCACACCCAGUGGGCUGAUGGGAGUUGUAGUCCGAAACAUCUGCAACUCGCCAGUCUAGGAAAGACAGACAUGUACCAGUUUAUUACGCCUUUCCCUCUGCAGUUUACAUGCAAUUCAUUGUGCUUCCUCAUAAGCUCUUAACCUUUUGGGUUUCUUUUUUAUGCUUACGUUAACAGUAUGAAUCAUUCCACAAUGGUGGGGGAGCCCAGAGGUUCUUUGUCCUCGGAUCUAAAUGAUUAGCUACAGUGUUAUUUGCCCUGACUCUCCCAAGACCACCAUGCUCUGUUAGAAUCUCCCAACUUUUUACAGUUACCUUUUCAGAAAAAAAAAACUUUUUUAAAGCAAGAUUUUAUUUUUUGCUUUGAACUUCAAAAAUUCAUUUUAUUUUAUUUUGCUUUUUGUGUGUGCGUGCGUGUGUGAUUUUACUUUAUUUUUUUCAAAAUCAAACCGUCUCUUGUUCUGUGUCGUCCUGGUUUGAGCUAGUUUCACUGCACCGUUUAAAAGCAGAAUAUACAUUCUGACAGCUACAUUUAUAUAUAUAUAUAUAUCUUGAGGCUUAGUGUAUAUAUGAGUAGAUUUACCAUGGGAUAACACAGUGUAAAACAGAGUAGAAAACCCAGAAAUCGUGACUUCUGUGUUCUCUCCAUUUGAGUAUUUUGUAAUUUUUUUGAAAUAUUUGUGGACAUAAAUAAAAACCAAGCUACACUA
Molecule: messenger RNA, 9728 nt
Organism: Podarcis muralis (Common wall lizard)
Lineage: Eukaryota; Metazoa; Chordata; Lepidosauria; Squamata; Lacertidae
Source: RefSeq, a predicted model, not a curated record